Messenger RNA from Scylla paramamosain (green mud crab), 2759 nucleotides. RefSeq lists its product as uncharacterized. Lineage: Eukaryota; Metazoa; Arthropoda; Malacostraca; Decapoda; Portunidae. Bases 683 to 1750 code for a protein of 355 amino acids. The transcript is spliced from 5 exons. The record is from RefSeq and is a predicted model, not a curated record.
AGGUACACUUGCGAAGGGUUUUGUGGGCCACGACUAACUUUGUGUGGCAGACGUGGGACAAACGAUAUGUAAGCACUGUCCCAUGCACCUUCCCACGCAUCCUGAACAGACGGCUGGGCAGUAUAGUUGUGAAGAGUCUCCAUGCUUCGUCACCGUGCUUCGAGACUCUUAAGAAGCAAGCUUACCCUCCACACUCCUUCGCUGAUUGUGUGGCAAGGACUUUGGCCACGCCCCCACUAAGUAUGAAGCCAGUGUUUAGUAGUGAUGAACAGAGUACCGUGAUUAGAUGUAUAAACCACUUUCUUUGUCAGCACCAUAACCGUACGUAUGUAGGUACGUGAAGAGUUUUGAAGAUCCUGCAGGACCACUCAGCCACACGUCUAACUAAAAGAGUAAUUGUAUAUUUAAUUACUGUACAAUAUAUGCCCUUCGAUUUAAUGAUAGAGAGUCCUCAAGGGGAAUUAAAAAUGUAUUACUAUAUUUAUGUAUCCGGCAUUCCUCUGUUCUAUAACUUUUUUGUUACCCCCUCAUCAGUGUUGACUAGGCAGUUUACACACAAUUUAAAAACAAAGACAAAUGUCUAAGUGUGUCUGGCAGGAGAGUAGGCCGCUUUCCCAUUUUCUUUGCUAAAUGGUGAUGGAUUUUAGACGGAGUCGAGGGUGUGGAGCAAGUGAUAGUCACCAUGUGUGUCACCGCUGAACACGUCAGGAAGAGUCUCAGCCGCGGUCCCACCACUCUGUCCCUGGAGCCGACAAGCACGACCCCAGGAGUGAGUCAACGCCCCCAGUUCGUCCCCGCCGUCAUGGCGUGGCGCGUGGGUUGGCUGCUGGUGGGCGUGUGGGCGUGGUCAGCGGGCGGCGUGCCUCGCCCCUCGCCGCCCCGCCCAUUCUGUGAUGUGGAGGCGCUUCGCUGUGACAUCAUCUGUUCCUUCCCAGACCUCGGUUUCCACUGCAGCCGCUGCGCUAGAAGAAGACCCAUGAGGUUUGGGAAGCGAGGAGGAGACAACCCAGCGCUGCCUUACACCUCCUCUUCCUCCCCCCACUUGCCCGGUGCCCCCCGCCUCCCCGCCGAAGCGCCCCCUCAGCCAGAUGCGCUGGAUGGUCUCCGCUUCGUCGGACGCCCGCAUUUGUUCCUCAGCAAGAUAUUUUGGAGGGACACCGUGGAGGAAAAUGUUCUCUUCCGGGAGAGGAAAUUGAGACUCUGGAGAGAUCGAAAGAAGUGUCACCAGAUCGUUGAUGACCCCAGCAGGUGCCAGGAUAACGCGUUCACAAGAUUAUUCCGAAGCUUCGAGGACCAAGGCGAGCAUUCCCAUGAAGCAGGUGAACCCAACGAGAGUCCUUGCGCCGUGGACCCGAGGAAAUGUGCCCACGGUAAUGACAUCCGGAAGCGUCUGGCUGGCACCGACAAGGCUACAAGGCCAUCUUUUAACGACCACUCUCUCAGAAAACGAUCCCACAGCAGCGCAAAUUUAAGUAAUCGCAGCAGGACCCGCGGCGAGCGUCCCAGAGACAGUGAGAAGCACAAAAGACACCGGAACUUCUCGAACAAGCCCCCAGAACGCCUCCAUCACACCGGUGGUGUCUCUAGCGCUGCCAAGAGACAUCCCUUCAGCCCUGGCAGGAGAAGGUCGCGGCGGUCCGUGGUGGAGGAGGUGGUAGAGGGACUGAUGGAGAUGCUAGACCUGGAAGUUCUCCCCGUCAAUCCCAAACACUACGGUUGUCACGACCUGCCUUUCCCGGGCCUGGAUUAGCCUGCCAUUGCUCCUGUGUCGGCGUCGCGGCGCCCCAACACUUGCUGCGCCAUAGCCAAAUCGUAACACUUCCUAUGUCGAAAGGAAGCCAAACCCUACAUGAAUUUUGCCUUGUCUAGGAAAGUCUGAUACCGCCUUGCACCAAAUUAAGGCAGCUUGAAUUGAACAUUGUCACGAAAGCAUAGCAUAAUACAUUACAUAUACACUUAAUAGCUUGGAAACAUCCAACACCUCCUAAUUAACUCAACGUGAACUGUCGAAUCAUGAACAUCAUUAUGAAAACUUAUCCUAAUACUUUGUUUUCUGAUAGUUCUCUGCUGUGUACCUCUCUCCUUUAGGUGAAUUAACUUGUAUGAUCUUGAUGCAGCAACAGCUGAGGGUCAUGAGGCGCUGCUAGUCGGUAAGAUCUAAAGUAAUCUGUAUUUAGUGUUCUGUCAGCUGCUUCCCAGUCACUGAGGGUCUGCGGUGCGGCAAGCAAAGCAAGUUGUUCAUGUCAGAGUGGUGUUUGACCAUUCACUUAUUGACUGAGUGACACUUGUUGCUUCGUUGCUUUGUUUUAGUCACCAUGGAUGAGUUUGCUGAAUUUGAAUAAAUUACAGACACAGACUGUUUCAAAGUGUUUUAAAAACUCUGUGACUGUAGCGUCUCUCGAAUUGACACUCAAAACUUGCACAAGACCAUUUGAUUAAACUCAAAGAGGAAAUCAUAGCAGUUAAAGGGGUAACAGUAGUUGUUUGCUUUGUGAGGAUUCCCCAUGGUUGAAACGUUGGUAUUGGAGAAACUUUAUCUUGAAAAUUAUCUUAAUACAUGUGACAUUUAUCACCAGACUUAUUACAUCAAGAGAAUUCCCUUAUCCUUUUCAUAAGGAUUAAAGAAUAUUACGUUUCUUACUUGCUUGAUUAUAGAUAUUCUAAAUGUGUCCUUUAGGUUUUGUCAGUGAGCGAGUACGUACAUUUUAGAAGGAUCUAGAAAAUGACACACUUGUCUGAAUAAACUUUCUUGUAUCAAA